Melanaphis sacchari is the source of this 2065-nucleotide messenger RNA. RefSeq names its product kynurenine--oxoglutarate transaminase 3-like. The record is from RefSeq and is a predicted model, not a curated record. Lineage: Eukaryota; Metazoa; Arthropoda; Insecta; Hemiptera; Aphididae. The transcript is spliced from 8 exons. The coding region runs from base 103 to 1488 and encodes 461 amino acids. Gene Ontology annotation, cellular component: cytoplasm; mitochondrion. Gene Ontology annotation, biological process: biosynthetic process. Gene Ontology annotation, molecular function: pyridoxal phosphate binding; L-kynurenine:2-oxoglutarate transaminase activity.
UUCCAAUCAUGUACGUACCUAUUCACACACAUAUAUAUAUUACGUAAGGUACGUUCAAACAUCAACCACGCUAUCAGCAGACAGUGUACUUAGUUGUACAGAAUGAUAAUUUUAUGUAAAAGAGCUAAUAUUUUCUCAACAAUUCCAAAUUGUUUAUUAAAAAAAAAACUAUCGACAUCAGUUAAUAUGACCUCAAAAAUAAUGGAUAAAUUCAAGUUACCAUCUCGCCAUGAACCAGGUGUAUACAAUGUAUGGAUUGAAUUUACUCAAUUAGCUGUAACUACAAAAUGUUUAAAUUUGGGACAAGGAUUUCCUGAUUAUGAUCCACCAUCAACGUUUUCAAAUUUCUUAUCUGAAGUAGCUACAGAAAAGAAUUCAUAUUUCAAUCAAUACACGCGUGGAUUUGGACAUUUACGUUUAGUGAAAGCUUUAUCAAAUUUAUAUUCACAAUUGAUUAACCGAAAUAUUGAUCCCGUAAAUGAAAUAUUGGUGACUGUUGGAGCAUAUGAAGCGCUUUAUUGUGCUAUACAGAGCAAUAUAGAGGACGGUGACGAAGCAAUUAUCAUUGAACCAUUUUAUGACUGUUAUGAACCCAUAGUACGUACUGCUGGAGGCAUUCCUAGGUUUAUACCGUUGAGAAACACGAGGCCGAAUGCAUCGUUGCCGAAAGCAAACGAUUGGAAGCUUGACCCCGAAGAACUAGCAUCAUUAUUCAACUCCAAAACCAAACUCAUCAUCAUUAAUACACCACACAAUCCAUUGGGAAAAGUGUUUGAUUAUGACGAGUUAACAAUGAUUGCGGAUUUGGCCAAAAAACAUAAUGUACUCGUUAUUUCUGAUGAGGUAUAUGAGUGGUUGGUGUACGAACCAGCUAAGCACAUAAGAAUGGCUACACUUCCUGGUAUGUGGGAAAGAACAAUCACGAUUGGAUCUGCUGGCAAAACAUUUAGUAUGACUGGUUGGAAACUUGGAUGGGCAUAUGGUCCGACUAAUUUUAUAAAAAAUAUGUGCGUUAUUCACCAGACUGCAAUUUAUACAUGUGCAACAACAGUUCAGGAGGCGGUUGCUAGAGGAUUUGAACAUGAAAUCAGUGUCCUUAAUAAGCCACAGAGUUAUUUUCAAAACCUGUCAAAAGAGUUGAAACCAAAAAUGCAUUAUUUAUUUAAGACAUUACAAAACAAUGGUUUAAAACCAAUUAUGCCUGAUGGAGGAUAUUUUAUGAUUUCAAACUGGACGAACUUUGAAAAUAAAUUGGAUUUAAGUUCAGAAACUGAUAAAUACAAAGACUUUAGAUUUGUAAAGUGGCUCUCUAAAAAUGUUAAACUUCAAGGAAUACCGUUCUCAGCAUUUUAUUCGGAACAGCACAAAAAUAUGGCUGAAAAUUACCUGCGAUUUUGUUUUUUUAAAAAAGAUGAAACUUUGAAGAAAGCAGAAGAGAUUUUAACAACAUGGACGCAUAGUUUAUCAGAACCGAAAUCUAAACUUUAAAAUACUUUGUAAAAAUUAUAAUAAAGAAAAGAUUAAUCCUCAAAAAUUAUUCACGAGAAAAAUUCUUGAUAUAUAUAUAUAUACACGCAGCUGGCAAAUUGAAUCAACUCCAUAUAUUAUAUCGCAUUUACUAACGUUGACUAUUUAUAAGACUCAUAUUUUAACUGAAGAUUACAAUUAAUAGGUAUAGUAGGUAUUUAUUUAUAUUAGUUUUAUACACAAGAGUGUUAUUUUAGUUUUUUUUUUUUAUUAUUGAUGUCAACAUUUUUGAAGACCAUUUAAAAUCAUUACCAAACCACAAUGAUGGGUAACUUUUUUGUGAGGGAGCGGAUCAAAGAGAGAUAUAUCUCUUUCGUAUUCUUCUUACUAUUUUCGUAUAAUUAUGUGUACUUUGAACUUUCAAUGCAUUUAUAUUAAUAUUUAUUUUGUGGUUACCAGUGAUAUUUACAUUUGAUAAAUAGGUACAUUUAUAAAUAUAAACACCUUAAUAAUAAGAUACCUAACCUAACAUAUAUAAUUUGUCACCAUGCAAUCAAAAUACAUUAUAAUAUAGCUUAGUGGUUCCCGAACUUUUUCA